GCUCAGAUGGCAGUUCAUAGCAGCUCCUGCUCCUUCUCAACUCUCAUGGUGUGGAAACUCAGAAGAUGCUUGGUUUUCUCAACACUGAGAUCAUGGUUCUUAUCAUGAGUGUAAGGAGAGGAUGAAUGAGUGUGAUCUGCUAGGCCAGAGAGUAUAGCCUUGCUAUGUUCUCCUGUGGUUCCUUUAUCAUCUGAUUAAACCUACAAUCAACCGAGGCCAUUGGAUGAAGUUAAAAUGGCCUCUCACAAGCAAAGCUUUCAAUGCUUUGACGCCAUCACGGACGACCCAUCUCUCAAGCCGCCUUUACCUCAUGGGCACUACUCCUCAGCAUCCUUCAGAGGCUCAUCCGGCUCGACUAGACUGGAGCCGCUGGAAGAUCAUGGAUGCUAUCUGUGUGCUGAUCACCAGCAAGCCAAAGCGUUGGCCUCAGAGGCCUCAGGAGCUUACUCAAACCCAUGGUAUCAUUUCCAGACGCAUCCACAUUCUCAGCAGUAUACAAUCAGGAGGCCCACUCGAACUGAGGAAGCUCCAGGACAGGUUGACGAUCACCACCUCCACCAUCACCAUCAUCACAGGCACUCCAGGAAAAUUGUGCUUGUGAAAAACAGUGAUCCUUCUGUCCGGAGGACCAUCAUCCUGCAUCGCAGGAGCCUGCGCAGUCUGGCGCUCUUCAUGGACGAAGUUUCUGAACUCAUGCAAUGUCUCAUCAGGAAGCUCUACACACUGGAAGGCCACAAGAUUGACAGCGUGCAAAGUCUGCUGCAGUGCCCGAGCAUUUUGGUUUGUGUGGGACGUGAGCCUUUCCACCCACUCCUGUUGGACAGCUUCAGGAAGAACUCUUACGACAAACUUCCAAGGCUGAACACAAAGUCACGCUCUAGUGUCUGCAGUGAUGAAAAGGGGGUCAAGAAAAAUGUCAACUUUGGACUUGAAACAAAGAGAAGCGCCAUUAAUCCAAUGUGUGAUUCAAGCAACAGAUCAGCAAGACUGUCCACCUCAUCUGAAAAGUUGUUUCCCAGUGGACUUAACUCAUUACCACCAGGGCACAGAGGUGCUUGUCCUCAUCCGGGAGAAAAUACGAUGGAUGAUGACAUUGAAAAGCGAGUUCUAGUCAACAAAGACGGAAGCCUGUCAAUGGAGAUGAAAGUGCGCUUUCGACUAUUACACAAUGAGACACUGCACUGGUCCACAGAGGUUAAGAAGUCAAAGAGCAGUUUUAAUGAAGCCCAUAUUGUACCUGAUGAUGCUUGUUCUCUCUCGCAUGGCAGUGCAGAGAGCUGCUCUGAAGCCGAUUCUCUCUCUGCUGGCGAAGCAGAUGAGACAUACAGCACCAAACAUUACCAGAAACACUUUGAGGAGCCACAUUGCCAGCAUUGCUGCAGUCAGUGUCAGGAGUAUGAUAUCUGGAAGAAUCCUGUACCUCCUGAUCAAGGAUCUGUAAGACGCAUCAGAUCUUCAAGCUCAAGUGCGUCCUCACGGAGAAUAGUUUGCAAAAAGGCAUCUACCGACAGCAUGCGCACAAUGUCCAGUGAGGAGUACACGGAGCAUGUGGUGGAAAAGGCAACUUGCAUUCAACAGACCUUUGGGCAGCAGGGCGACACCACGAUUGAAAAAUGUACCAUCAACCAUUGCCACAGUCGAAGUGAAGUGCGCUCAGUGUCUCCUAAAACAAAGAGCACAAGUGCUGUAGAAGACAAGUUUGAGAACACUCACGUAUCUGAAAAUGACAGACCUGAUGUCAUAUCCUCAAACCUGCCUAAAGAUCAAUUAAGUGUUCAGAUCACUCAGCCAGUGGAGGAAGAGGAGAGGCCUGUAUCUGUCGUGAGCGCUUCUUCUCAAAUUUUAGCAUCACUGAAGGAGGAUCAAGAUGAUGAAGAUGUCGACCUUCCUGUGAGCAUCUCCAGAACAUCCCAGGAAGAUGAGGAGAGCAAAGAUGCAGAACCAAACGCUUGUUCUACUACACCCUGUAAGUCUCCUGCAUCUCUGGCACAUUUGUCACCAAGACCACCAAGCAAAACUUCGCCUUUAGGACGGUCUAAAAGAUCCAAAAAGUUGGUCAGUCCAGAAGUAGAUGAUGAAGAGGGCAGGUCUGAAGCAUCUGCUUCACCCAAAGCUUUGUCUGAACCCAAAGUGUGUAAAUGUGUGGUUACAAAAGACACAGCGAUUCCAGGGGCUUCUGAAUCAAAUGAGAAACUAGAAGACAUUCAACUCCAGACUGAUGUGGAAGAUGAAAAAGAAGAAAGGGCACUAAGUGCAAUGUCAGCCAAAUCGAAAACUUCUGUGAAGUCGUUGUCUGAGUUAUCAGCCUCUAAUGAGAGUGAAAAUGCUGAUGAGUGUACUGGAGUAAAUGGCGAAAUGAUAGAGGAGCGCUCCUCGAGUGCUAUUUCCAUAAAAUCCAAUAUCUCUGGAAAAUCAAAUGUUUCAGAGGUACUUGAAAAGGAUGGAAGAGCACCCAGUGCCAUGUCAAUAAAGUCUCAGAAAUCUGACAAAUCAAGAAAAAAUGAAAUCGCAGACAAUGUGUCUGAGGAACAAAUCUCUGAAGUAAGAACAUCAAGUGCCAUGUCUGUUAAAUCAAAUACAUCUUUGAGGUCAAAAACAUCAGAUAAUGGCUUUGAUGAGCUUGCCACAUUACAAGACAAUGUUGAGGAAAGAGCCGAAAGUGCUGUGUCGUCUAAGUCAAAUAUUUCCGCUACAUCUAGUCGGUCCAAAGAGCCACAGUCUAUACCCAAUGAGGCAUCAGAGGAGAAAAUAGAAGAGAAAGCUUCAAGUGUUAAAUCUGGAACAUCAAACAAAUCUGGAAUCAAAGAGGUGGCAAAUGAUGAUCACAUAUUGGAGAGGGCUCCCAGCUCCAUUUCAAUGAAGUCAAAUAUUUCUGCAAGAUCUAAAAUGUCAAUUGAGCUGAGCGAGCUUGAAGAUCAAGACCGAGCCCCCAGCAGCAUUUCUGUGAUAUCAAAUGUCUCACAUAAAUCAAAGUCUGACAUUUCAGAAGCAGCAUCUUUCCAUGAAGGAGAUGAAUCUGCAAAUUCAGUGAAGUUAAACACAUCUGAAGCUGACGAAGAUCCUCAAGUGGAGCUAGCAGGGGAGAGAUCGCCAAGCUCUGUGUCAUCAAAAUCAAAUAUCUCUACAAGAUCCAGAACAUCCAGAAGUGUUGAGGCAGACCAAGAUGAAGUACAGGAAAAAGAGGAUGUUCAGGAAAGAGCAUCAAGUGCUAUUUCAGUAAAGUCUGCUACAUCUGCACGGUCAAGGAAAUCAGAAACAACACCAAAAUUAGGAGAAGAAAUGAAGGAACGAGCUUCUAGUGUUAUGUCAACCAAAUCAAAUGCUUCCUUAAAAUCAAAUAAGUCCAAGAUGGAGGAGGAGGAAAUAGCAAACAGAGCUUCCAGUGCUUUGUCUGCUAAAUCUGAAGUUUCCACAUCGUCAAGAAAAUCUAAUCAAACUGAUGUAGAGCAAAUGGAGGGAAGACCAUCAAGUCCAAUAUCAGCUAAAUCAAAGGUUUCUGUAAGAUCUAAAGGGUCCAAAAUGUCAGAGGUGCCAGGAGAUGAUGAUCAAUCAUCCGUAGCAGCAUCUCAUACCUCUGAAACAUUAAAUGAAUGCAGCACAACACCUGGAGAAACCUGCAAAAGCACACAGAAAACACCGGACAAAGAGGAAAGAGCAUCAAGUGCAUUGUCAACAAAAUCCAAUAACUCUGCUAAAUCCAAGAAGUCCAAAAUAUCUGAUAUGGCUGAUGAUAUUGUGUCUGACGAUUUGCGAUCUGCAAGUGCAAUGUCCUCUAAAUCUAAUGUAUCUGCAAAAUCUGUGAAAUCAGGGGUCUCAGAAUUGGUCACAGAAGGGCCUGUAGAAGCACUGGACCAAACAGAAGAACAGGCUCAGAGAGCAUUAUCAUCACAAUCCAAUCAUUCAGGAGUACGCAUAAGUGAUGGAGUAGAAGUUGCAGAGGAACGGGCACUGAGUGCUAUGUCAUCUAAAUCCAAUGCUUCUCAAAGAUCAAAAAAGUCCAAUAAUUUAAAAGUGCCAACUGCUUUGCCUCAAGCAGCAAAUCACCAGACUGAGGAACAAGCUCAUAGUGCAUUGCCAGCUAGAUCAAGCAUUUCAAAAAGAUCCAGUGAGGCCAAAAUUUCAGAUGUUUUAACUGAUGAGUUUGUUGAUGUGAAAGACCAAGAAGAAGAGAGAGCUUCAAGUGUUUUGUCUGCAAAAUCAAGCAUUUCUGCAAAGUCAAAAAAGUCAAAGGCUUCUGCAACAGAUGUCAAAGCUGAUGACAAAGAAAAUGCAGAAAGAGUACCAAGUGCUAUGUCAGGAAGGUCUGAUAUUUCUACCAAAACCAGUCUCUCUGCAAAAUCCAAAGUAUCAAACGUUUCAGAAGUACCACCAGAAGAGCUUGAUAAUGAAGAAAGUGAAGUAAAAGCACUGAGCAUUCCUAAAUCCAGUAUUUCAGUAAGAUCCAAUAAGUCAAAGCAUUCAGAACUUGGUGUUGAAGAAGAGCUUCAGAACAUAGAGAGACCUCCAAGUGCAAUUUCAGUAAUAUCUGAUGGUACACCUGAGGAAAAUGAAAACACAAAUGACAGUGAAUUUCAAGAAAGGGCUCCAAGUGGUGUGUCUGCAAAAUCAAGCAUUUCUGCAAAGUCAAAAAAGUCAAAGGCUUCUGCAACAGACGUCAAAGCUGAUGACAAAGAAAAUGGAGACAGAGUACCAAGUGCUAUGUCAGGGAGAUCUGAUAUUUCUACAAAAACCAGUGUCUCUGCAAAAUCCAAAGCAUCAAAAGUUUCAGAAUUACCAACAGAAGACCAUGAUGAUGAAGAAAGUGAAGUAAAAGCACCAAGUAUUACUAAAUCCAGUAUUUCAGUAAGAUCCAAUAAGUCAAAGCAUUCAGAACUUGGUGCUGAAGAAGAGGUUCAGAACAUACAGAGACCUCCAAGUGCAAUUUCAGUAAUAUCUGAUGGUACACCUGAGGAAAAUGAAAACACAAAUGACAGUGAAAUUCAAGAAAGGGCUCCAAGUGUUUUGUCUUCAAAAUCAAGCAUUUCUGCAAAGUCAAAAAAGUCAAAGGCUUCUGCAACAGACAUCAAAGCUGAUGACAAAGAAAAUGGAGACAGAGUACCAAGUGCUAUGUCAGGAAGAUCUGAUAUUUCUACAAAAACCAGUGUCUCUGCAAAAUCCAAAGCAUCAAAAGUUUCAGAAUUACCAAGAGAAGACCAUGAUGAUGAAGAAAGUGAAGUAAAAGCACCAAGUAUUACUAAAUCCAGUAUUUCAGUAAGAUCCAAUAAGUCAAAGCAUUCAGAAUUUGGUGCUGAAGAAGAGGUUCAGAACAUACAGAGACCUCCAAGUGCAAUUUCAGUAAUAUCUGAUGCUACACCUGAGGAAAAUGAAAACACAAAUGACAGUGAAAUUCAAGAAAGGGCUCCAAGUGUUUUGUCUUCAAAAUCAAGCAUUUCUGCAAAGUCAAAAAAGUCAAAGGCUUCUGCAACAGACGUCAAAGCUGAUGACAAAGAAAAUGGAGACAGAGUACCAAGUGCUAUGUCAGGGAGAUCUGAUAUUUCUACAAAAACCAGUGUCUCUGCAAAAUCCAAAGCAUCAAAAGUUUCAGAAUUACCAACAGAAGACCAUGAUGAUGAAGAAAGUGAAGUAAAAGCACCAAGUAUUACUAAAUCCAGUAUUUCAGUAAGAUCCAAUAAGUCAAAGCAUUCAGAACUUGGUGCUGAAGAAGAGGUUCAGAACAUACAGAGACCUCCAAGUGCAAUUUCAGUAAUAUCUGAUGGUACACCUGAGGAAAAUGAAAACACAAAUGACAGUGAAAUUCAAGAAAGGGCUCCAAGUGUUUUGUCUUCAAAAUCAAGCAUUUCUGCAAAGUCAAAAAAGUCAAAGGCUUUUGCAACAGACAUCAAAGCUGAUGACAAAGAAAAUGGAGACAGAGUACCAAGUGCUAUGUCAGGAAGAUCUGAUAUUUCUACAAAAACCAGUGUCUCUGCAAAAUCCAAAGCAUCAAAAGUUUCAGAAUUACAAAGAGAAGACCAUGAUGAUGAAGAAAGUGAAGUAAAAGCACCAAGUAUUACUAAAUCCAGUAUUUCAGUAAGAUCCAAUAAGUCAAAGCAUUCAGAACUUGGUGCUGAAGAAGAGGUUCAGAACAUACAGAGACCUCCAAGUGCAAUUUCAGUAAUAUCUGAUGCUACACCUGAGGAAAAUGAAAACACAAAUGACAGUGAAAUUCAAGAAAGGGCUCCAAGUGGUGUGUCUGCAAAAUCAUGUUCCUCUGUAAGAUCUAGGACAUCAAAAGUUUCUGAAAUAAUCAUAGAUGAACCAAAUAACCAAAAAGUGGAGAGGGCACCAAGUUCUAGAUCACUGAAAUCUGAUGCCUCUGGAAGAUCUGGUCCAGAUGACCCUGUCAAUGAAGAAAAGGAAGCAAGAACAGAAAGCGCAUUGUCCUCAAUUUCUGCAAGAUCAAAUAAGUCAGAAAAUUCUGAGAUAAUCAGCAGUGUGAAACAGAGAGCACCAAGUACAGCAUCAGUUACAUCUAAAACAUCUGCAAGAUCUAAAAGGUCAAAUAUUUCAGUAGUAGCUCCUAAAGAAAUUGGAAACACAGAUACUGGAGAUGGCCGAGCAUCAAGUGCAAUGUCUGCAAAAUCUUGUGUGUCUGAGAAAUCAAAAUGUUCAGAAAGAACAGCUGUGGAGGAUGAAGAAGUAAAUAAAGUGGUUGACAGAACAACCAGCUCUUUGUCUGUAAAGUCAAACCAAUCCAUAACAUCUGAUGCCACUGGUAAAUCAAGUAUUGUUCCUGCUAAAUCAAAUGCUUCUGCAAUUUCCCACCUCUCAGAAGUUGAAGAGCCUGACAGAAGAUCCACAAGUGUGGUAUCUAAUGCAUCUGCAGAAACUAAAACAUCAAAGGCAAACCAUUCACCAAGCAAAUUAUCAGUUAAAUCAAAUGUAUCUACAAGAUCGAAAAAGUCUAAAGUUUCUGAGGGUGAGGACCAUGCAUGCACAAACACUGAAGAUGUGGAAUUAAACAGAGAUGAGAGUCCGUUGUCAGAUCAAUCAAAAGUAUCUCAUAGAGAGAACUCAAAUGAAUGUAUUUGUGGUGCAAUAAACAAGCCAUCAAGUCCAGUGGCAUCAUCUGAAAAAGACUUCGACCUUGAAGAGGUACCUGCAAGUCCUCUGUCUAAAAAGUCAGCAAAGUCCAAAAUCAGUUCUGUUGGUUCCACCUCUGAAAGAGCUUUAACACCAACAAGCACUUCAGUUUCUAUUGGGAUUGUUGAAGACCAUGAGGCUGAUGAUGUUGAGGAAAUAGAUGGAGGUGCUGUUUCAGUGAACUCAAGAACUUCAUCAAAGACUGAAAUAUGUGGUAAAUCUGAUCAGUGUUUAUCAGAAUCUCCAGUACAAAUCACAAAUGAAGCAACACCAACACCAGAGGAAAGACCUAUAAGUUCUUCAUCAGCUAAGUCAGAUGUCUCUGGUAAAUCGAAGUCCAAGAGCUCUCAUUGCGGCUCUGCAUGUCCUAUAGACACAAUCCAAGACAGAGAUGAUGUAGCAAGCAAUAAGUAUUUAACUGACAGCCACCCUUCAGCCAACAGUUCAAUGAAGCAGAGCUCUCAAACCCAGGAGAUUCGUCCAUCUAGCAAUGUUUCCAGUUGGUCUGUACACACUGAAAUCACAGGUCAAGAGAAAGCUGAAAGUCCAGAUGUUACCCAUAAACCUCAAAGUGUCUGUUCAAAAUUCAGUUCUACAAAACAGAAAGAAAAAACUUCACCUGCUUCAAGUGCCUCAGCAAUCUCAGACUCUGGGAAAUCCAAAACUAAAGAAGAAAAUACUGCAGGAGUGACUAACAGACCAAAGAGUAAUAAAUCUAGGUCAUCAUCUCAUUUGAAAGUAAAUGUUCAAAAGAAUGAUGUUGAAGCUGGAGUUAAUGAAAGAAGCAAUAAAUUAAACACCAGAAAGUCAACACAGAAAGUUGAGGACAAUGCACCCAGGUGUCAUUCAGCGCCUUUGUCUUUUACCUCAGGAAAUCAGCUAAGUCCUUGCCCACCAAAAUCUCCCAAAAAAUCCAAAAAACCUGUUAUUCUACUUGGAAGCUCUAAUGAUAGCGUGUUAUCGCAGAUUGUUCCUGCUCCAGAACCAAGAGAAGAAUAUACUGACCAUUUGAAAGCAGCAGCAGAAAAACCUCAGUCUUGUAGAUCUGAAACAAAUGUCAGUGAAGUUAAGAGUGAAAAAAGUAGCAAAUGUAGAAAACGAAUCGGAAGCAACACUUCUUGCAACAAGAUGGAUGAUGACAUGUCUGAUCUGAGUCCUUCUUGUUUGCCAAAUGCUUCUCCAACUGAGGUUGUGAAUGAAUGGCUGAGGAAAAUCCCAUCAGACACCACCUUGUGUGAUUUGGUUGAUGAAUUCCAUGACAAUUAUGAUUUGAUAGAGCCACUUUGCACAUCACAUGUGCCAUCAGGAGAUGAUAAUGAGCAUGAAAGUUUGCAGCCAAGUGAUGUUACCAAGCUUGAAACACAAAAUGAGAUGGAAGAUGCUCAUGUGGUGAAUACAGAAGGUUCUACUGAAAAAAAAACUCCUGAAGUUGCUCAAGGUGAUCGCUCUCAGAGAGGGGAUGGACCAAAGAUGUUUGAUUCUUCAGUUCUGGUGAUGAAAGUCUUGCUGAGCCCCAAACUCGACCGAUGCAAUAGCCUUCCAGAGGUAUCUCCUGUGUAUGGACGUAAGCUCAGUGCAUCAGCGCAAGGUCUUCUGGAUUGUCUGGCAAAUCUUCAGUUGUUAGACUUUGGUCCUAGUGAUGAAGAUGGUAAAAAAGAAAAAUACCAGGAGCUAAUGAGUAUGCUUAAGUCUCUUUGGCUUUGUGACCCAAAAGAAAGUGAGAAGACAUCUGAAGAAAGAAACAAGUGUCUGGACGAGGAAUUCAAAGCCAGGUCAUCCUCAGGGGUGGAUGUGAACAGUGGCUCAACAGGUUCAGUGAAAAGUAAUGUCAAUGAUGGCACCCAAGCCCAAAUCAACACAGAAUGUGAAGUCCUGGAUACCCUGACAAAGAUACAGGAAGUUGAUGAAACAGUGGAAGGGGAAGCUUCAGAAACACCACAAUCAAAAUAUGAUUCAGCCACUCCAGAAAUUGCAAACCGAGCUCAGUUAACCCCAGAGACAAAGGACACAGUUGAAGGGAAGCUAAAAGAUGAUGUCCCAGGCUCUGAAGAGACAAUCAGGAGUAAUGAUAGUCCAAGGGAACUCAUUGAAACACCUCUUUCCUCAAACAAGAGUUCUGAGAAUAAUCCCAAAAAAGAGGAAACUGAAUCAGACCGUCAAGAGGACACAAGUUCAGGCAGUGCUCCAAAACAACCAAGAGGUCAAUUAUCAAAAAAACUUUCUCAAGACCCUGAUCCUGUAUGGGUUCUGAAUUUAUUGAACAAAUUAGAAAAGCAAUUUAUGACACAUUAUGUGAACGCAAUGGCUGAGUUCAAAGUCCGUUGGGAUCUGGAUGACAACGAGCAACUUGAUGCCAUGAUAUGCGAACUGCAACAUGAAGUCCGCAAACGAAUACAAUCGAGUAUAGACAGGGAGCUAAGGAAAAUCCAAGGCAGAGCUGGAAGACCAAGACCACCAAAAGAGACAAUGUCACGUGAAUCUACCAUUCAAACAGAGCAAAGGCGGAGACGUCUGAAAGUGAUGCGCAACCAAUCAGUUGAUCCGCAACCUGCUAAAAGUGAUGAUGAUUACACAAUGACAGGAACCGAUUUUAGCGAUCAACGUAGCGAUGAUGAAUAUUGUCCUUGUGACACAUGCUUGAAAAAGAAAAUGACAUCCAAGCAUGUGUUACCUGCAGAAAUGCUGAAUUCUGCCCCUGUAAUGAUGGACUUUGAUUUAAGAAGAAUUCUCCAGAUGAAGAAAUCACCUCCAACCGAUGAAAAGAUUGAGGAGACUGCCAAUAAACAAGAUGGUAGGAUGGAAGGAGACGAUGCAGGGCUCGAAGCUGUCUUAGAGGAGAAUGAGAAAGAGGGGGCAGAUAAGGAAAUUCUUGCUUUCUGUGCUCAAGAAAUUGAAUAUGAAAAACAAGAAAGUGAGGACGGUGAAGAGGAAGACAGUGCUUCCAGCUCUUAUGUAGAAGAUAGUUCUGAGAAACAAUCAAAUAUACCCAGACAAUUAGAAAAAGAUGUGGAUAAAGUUGGGGAAAUUGCUGAAAUGACUACGACACAAGAUGAGGAGCAAGAAGACAAUAUUGAGAGUGAUUCUGAUUCAGUGGCUGUCAAAGAAAGCGCAAGCAGCUAUAAGAUGAAUAAAUUAGAUGUUGCAAAUGAUGACAUUAGUGAAUUAGAUGACCUAAUGCAAACUGAAGCAAAGGAGGAAGCAUCUGAAGAACACACUGAGGAAGAAUCAGAAGAGCAGGACAAGACAGCUGAUGAUGAAACUGCAGAAGAAGGGCAGACUGCAAAAACAGAAUAUGUUGUAGAAGGUGAGACCAAAGACACUUUAGAGGAUGGGCAAAUUGCUGAAGCAGUAGCUGCUGGAGAAGAAGGUGAGACAGCUGAGGGUGAGACAGCAGAAGUUGGACAAGUAGCUGAAGCUAAAACUUUAAGAGAUGGUGAGACAGCAGAGGUUGAAACUGCAGAAGAGGGUGAAACAGUUGAAGAUGAAGCUUCAGAAGAUGGACGAACUGCAGAAGCAAAAAUCACUGCAGAAAAUCGACAAACUUCUGAAGAUGAAACUGCAGAAGAAGGUGAGAGCGUUAAUGACGAGAUUGGAGAAGAGCAUGCAAUAACUGAAAAUGAAACUGCAGAAGAUGGACAAACAGCUGAAGAUGAAACUGAAGAAGAAGGUGAAAGCGUUAAUGACGAUUUUGGAGAAGAGAAUGCGACAAUUGAUAAUGAAACUGCAGAAGGUGGACAAACAGCUGAAGAUGAAACUGGAGACGAAGGUGAGACAGUUAAUGAAGACACUGCAGAAGAGCAUGAAAUGGCUAAAAGUCAAACUGCAGAAGAUGGACAAACAGCUGAAGAUGAAACUGGAGAAAGUGAGACAGUUAAUGAAGACACUGCAGAAGAGCAUGAAAAGGCUAAAAGUAAAACUGCAGAAGGUGAACAAACAGCUGAAGAUGAAACUGAAGAAGAAGGUGAGAGCGUUAAUGACAAUUUUGGAGAAGAGAAUGCGACAACUGAAAAUGAAACGGCAGAAGGUGGACAAACAGCUGAAGAUGAAACUGGAGACGAAGGUGAGACAGUUAAUGAAGACACUGCAGAAGAGCAUGAAAUGGCUAAAAGUGAAACAGCAGAAGAUGGACAAACAGCUGAAGAUGAAACUGGAGACGAAGGUGAGACAGUUAAUGAAGACACUGCAGAAGAGCAUGAAAUGGCUAAAAGUGAAACAGCAGAAGAUGGACAAACAGCUGAAGAUGAAACUGGAGAAAGUGAGACAGUUAAUGAAGACACUGCAGAAGAGCAUGAAAAGGCUAAAAGUAAAACUGCAGAAGGUGAACAAACAGCUGAAGAUGAAACUGAAGAAGAAGGUGAGAGCGUUAAUGACAAUUUUGGAGAAGAGAAUGCGACAACUGAAAAUGAAACGGCAGAAGGUGGACAAACAGCUGAAGAUGAAACUGGAGACGAAGGUGAGACAGUUAAUGAAGACACUGCAGAAGAGCAUGAAAUGGCUAAAAGUAAAACUGCAGAAGAUGGACAAACAGCUGAAGAUGAAACUGGAGAAGAAGGUGAGACAGUUAAUGAAGACACUGAAGAAGGGCAUGAGACAACUGGAAGUGAAACUGCAGAAGGUGGACAAACAGCUGAAGAUGAAACUGCAGAAGAUGGAGAAACUGAUGAAGAUAAAUCUGCAGAAGAAGGUGAGACAACUGAAGAUAGAACUUCAGAAGAUGGAAGAACUGCUGAAGCAGAAACUAUUGGAGAGGAUGAAAUAACUGAGGAUGAAACUGGAGGGGAGGGCGAGACAUCAGCUAAAAAUGAAUCUGUAGAAGAAGAAGAGACUGCUGAAACUGAAGCUGUGGAAGACAGCAAUAUAGAGGGUGAGACAGCUGUUGACAACACUGUAGAAGAACAUGAGAUGGCUGAGAAUGAAUCUGUAGAAGAUGGGCAAGAUGAAACUGUAAGAGAAAGUGAUACAGAAGAUGGGGACACUGCAAAAGAGAGUGAGAUAGCUGAAGAUGAAAAGGCAGAAAAUGCCCAAUCUUCUGAAGUUGAAGCUGCAGAAGAUGAGCAGAAUGCAGAAGCUGAUUCAGGCGAGAGAGAUACAAGUGAUAAUGGAGCUGUAGAUGAUGAGCGAACUGCUGAAGAGAGUGAGACAGCUGAAGAUGAAACAGAAGCAGAGAAAGAUACUGCGGAGGGGACAUCAGUUGAAAGAGUAACUGAUGUACAAAGAACCAAUGAAGAUGAAGACAACACAGAUGAUUCAGGAACUGCAGAAGGCAUGUCAGCUGAGGAAAAAGAGACUUCUGAAGCAGAAACAGCAGAUGAAGGGACCACUGAAGCUGAGGUGUCUGAAGAGAAAGCUGCUGUCGAAGAUAGCAAUGUGGCAGAAGACAAAAAUGCAGUGGUAGAGCUCUCAGAGCAAACUUCCGAGACAGCUGGAGAUGAGACAGACAAGAGUCAUUCAAACAAUGAUGAAGACAAGGAAACUGUCAGUUGUGAAGCAGCAGAGAACGAAGAUGUUCUUUCUAACACUGAAGACACUGAGAGUCAUGAUGUUUUGACUAAUGUUGAGGUAAUUGAAGAUGAAACACCACUUAAGAACAAUGGUGACAUUGUUCUAGAUAGUGUUGAUGACAAAGGUGAAGAAAGUGGAAAAGAAGAUGAUGAUGUGGAGAUCAUGGCAAAUAAACCUGGUCAUGUAGCAAACACUGGUGAAUCAGCUGAAGCUGGUGAUGAAGCUGAGGAUGACACAGAGCCAGAUAUGGAGACAGAUGAAGGGGAGCAUAAUAGGAAUACUCUUGCUUUACAGCCUCUUUCACAGCCAAAACCAAAAGAUGACAAACCAGAUGGGACGGCUUCAUUUAACGUUUUGGUAAAGCACAACUCAGAGUCUGAAGAUGGUGCCGAUGCUGAUGUAGAAGACUCAGAAACAGAAGUCAUAGAUUUGAGUUCUGAGUCAGAAAACAAGCCACAGAGAAAAACUGCUCUUAAAACCUUAAAGACACUCAUUUACACUCUGAAAUUCCUCUCAGCUGCUGGACAAUCAAAACGCAAGGAAGAAGAUAAUGAACAUGUGGUUGAAGCUGAAGAGACUCCAGAGGACAGGAGUGAUGAUGCAGAAGAGAGUUCCUGUGUGGAGAAAGACGAGGUUGAAGAGAAUCAAAAGGAGAAGAGUAAACUCUCAGAUAUUACAGAGGACACAGCAGAAGAUGAGACAAAUGAGACUAAUGAUUAUUCAGAGGACCAUGAAUGGGAAUCAUCUGAACAUUCCUUGCAAAAGCAAAUAACAAAGUCAUCCCUAGAAUCUCAGCCAGGCUCUUUUGAUGAAGUUCUUGAGGAACAGGCAAAAAAUCAGAAAGGUUUAAAUCAUCUGAAAGCCAACAGGUAGAAUUCCUCUUCAAGAUUAAAGAAAAGAACCAGAGAUGCUCUUCAGCAUGUGAAAAUGGUUCCAGAGGGGUUAUUUCUCCAUUAUCUAUAGACUUUAUAAUAAUUAUCCUAUAUAUACACCUAAUCUGAGUUUAAAAUAGCCCCUGGGAUUUUAUCUACCAAAGAGUAACAUAUAAUGCACUUUACUUCUUAUUCAAUUAUUAUGAUUCCAAUAUAUAUAUGCAAAUUAUAUAUAUGCAAAAACACAGUGUUGCAGCUCAGGUACUAUAAAAAGGGAAUUGCUUAUAAUUGAACCGCACAUUAGAUGGAAGUCGAAGUUUGUUUCGAAUUUUAGUAUAUUUAUGUCAAAACAACAUUUAAUUGCAGUUAUUUAUAAACUUUACUCAGUUGUAAGCCUUAGCCAAGUGAGGGACUGUUGACAAACUUAAUACUGUAUCAUAGUUACUGUACAUGUGUGUGCUGCUGUACAAACAUCCCUUUACUGAAAUACAGUGUAAAUUGAAAAUCACGUAUCAUAAUAACAUGUAAAGGAAAUCAGGGGGCCUAAACUGUGUGUAUGAGUGCAUGGGAAUGAAUGUGUAUUGCACUAAUUUGAAUCUGAAAAACAUUUUUAUCCCUGCUAAAACACAUAAGAGAUGUCCAAUCCAUCUGACUUAUAAUAUGCACAUUAAUGCUUGCUUUUAAAGUGCGUGCACUAAAUGCAGAUGUACAGGAUUGACAUCACCAAUAUACAGCAUAUUGUGUAUUAUAAGGAUUGAGUUGCACACAUUAAGCCAUGCCUUAGAUGUUUUGCCACAUCACAUAAAGGACUGUACAGCUAAUAGACUAUAUGUCUAAGUUUUGUUCACACAAAACUGUAAUGUAAAGUGAUACAGAUGCAAACAUCGUUGCUGGCCAAAUGGUCAAUGGUUCACUUAAAUAUAAUAAAUUCCUUGUUACUUGAAUGUACUAAU
Messenger RNA from Labeo rohita (rohu), 14446 nucleotides. RefSeq names its product rp1 like 1b (gene rp1l1b). Bases 235 to 13494 code for a protein of 4419 amino acids. The record is from RefSeq and is a predicted model, not a curated record. Lineage: Eukaryota; Metazoa; Chordata; Actinopteri; Cypriniformes; Cyprinidae. Gene Ontology annotation, biological process: axoneme assembly; intracellular signal transduction; photoreceptor cell development. Gene Ontology annotation, cellular component: axoneme. The transcript is spliced from 4 exons.